Molecule: messenger RNA, 2445 nt
Organism: Osmerus eperlanus (European smelt)
Lineage: Eukaryota; Metazoa; Chordata; Actinopteri; Osmeriformes; Osmeridae
Gene: gcnt7
Product: glucosaminyl (N-acetyl) transferase family member 7
Exons: 5
Coding region: 308-1621 (437 amino acids)
Cellular component (GO): membrane
Molecular function (GO): acetylglucosaminyltransferase activity
Source: RefSeq, a predicted model, not a curated record
CAGAGCACGGGCAGUCUCCCGGGCCGGCCCCCGCCUAAGACAACAACAACAUAACCCAGCCUGGCAACACACACCACUGUUUCAGCUCCAGCCCGUCCCCGCUGCUGCUGCUGCUGCCACUGACGACCAUGGCUCCUGUCCUCCUGAGUGUGCGUCUGGACGGAACCCUCUGACUCGGACACCGCGCACCAUGGUCGAGGCCGUGGCUACAGCUCAUGUUUAAACCCCCUUUUUUGCAUGGAAGGAGCCAGGGAUUAACUGCCGUUGAGGAGGUUGCAAGAAGGAGUUGGUGUCGAGCCGGACUACUAUGCUCCAGCUUGAGGGCACCAAGUGCAGCUUCUUGUUCUGCCUGGGAAUCUGCAUCCUCCUCUGCUCUGUCAUCUACCUGAGGACCCGGACUCACGCAGGCCCCCAUGCCCAGAGCGGGCCUCUCAGCUGCAGGGCCUUCUCCCCCUACUGCCAAACCUUCCUCCCCAGCACCACCGACGAAACACAAUGGCAACACCGCGACUGCAAGGUGGAGAGUGAGGUGGGUCUUCUGGAACAUGUCAGCGGCCAGGUUCUAGACUGCCCACAGCUGCUCAGAGACCUCCACUUCAUCACCAGCUCUUUGAGCCGCGAGGAGGAAGACUAUCCCUUAGCCUUCAUCCUCACCGUCCACAAGGAGCUGGCGCUGUUCAUCCGCCUCUUACGGGCCAUCUACGCACCCCAUAACGUCUACUGCAUCCAUGUGGAUGUCAAAGCCUUGCCGGAGUACCGGGCCGCCGUCGAGCAUGUGGUGGGCUGCCUUCCAAAUGCUUUCCUGUCCAGCCGCAGCGAGACGGUGACUUACGCAGGCUUUUCGCGUCUCCAGGCCGACAUCAACUGCAUGAGGGACCUGGUGAAGUCGCCGGUGGCCUGGAGGAAGGUCAUCAACCUCUGUGGCCAGGACUUCCCCGUCAAGAGCAACCUGGAGCUAGUACGCUACAUGCAGAGCAAGGAGUGGAGGGACCGAAACAUGACCCCUGGGGUCAAGCAACCCCCAGUCAUGAAGCACAGGACCGAGUUCCAUCACCGGGAGGUCAUGGGCUCUCACGUUGUCCAAUGGGGGAAAGACCAGAAGAAGCCCCCACCCCAUGGCCUGGAGGUUUACUUUGGUACAGCUUACUACGCCCUAACCAGGCCCUUUGUGGACUAUGUUCUGGAGAACCAGGUGGCCCGCGACCUACUAGAGUGGUCCAGAGACACUUUCAGCCCCGAUGAACACUACUGGGUCACACUGAACCACAUCAAAGGAGUACCAGGAAGUGACUUAGAUGGAGGCUGGGAUGGAGCGAUCCGGGCGAUAAAGUGGAAAGAUCAAGAGGGAACCGCACAUUUUGGAUGCAAAGGUCGAUACGUCAGGGACAUCUGCAUCUACGGUCUGGAGGAUCUGCAGUGGAUCAUCAACAAAAACAGCAUGUUUGCCAACAAGUUUGAGAGCGGGAACUUCCCCGUGGCCCUGGACUGUCUGGAGCUGUGGCACAGAAACAAGGUCCUGCAGCAAGCCUCUGUUCCCAUAGAGCCCUCCUGGCUCCUGAUCGCACUGGGCAACGGCACUGUCUCCACCAGCAGUCCUUCCAACGCCACCGCGGGACUCUGAGACAGCAGCAGGUCAUCCGGCUGGAAGACUGCGGAGCUACUAUUAAAGACAUGGCCCUCCAGAGAUUGAAGCUACGUUUUCUCACAGGUUUGAAGAUCGACCCUGCGCUAGUGAAAGCUACUAUCAAAGGCUAGACUUGAUUGUAUGUGUGGUAGGAUGGUCCUUCAAUCUCAAAUGUCCUGAUGAUGGCCAUAAUCUGGGAAGGUGAUAGAGGCAGUUUGGGGAAUCGGGCUUUUAUGAGACAGAAACCCCAUCUAAUCAGGAUACUGGCAGCUAAAAGUGGACCCAGGCUCCAAAUGCUAGCAUGAGCAGGCUUAUUACAACACAAAAAAAAAAUAUAUCUAUUUUCCUAAAUUCACAAUAUACUGAAAUCUUGCACAGAUGAUUAGACUGUGAGCACCGACAUAUCUUGUUUGGUUGAGACGCUCUGUGCUAAAAAUAGGCUUGGUGUAUCACUAAGGGCAGAGUGGCUUAGGGGAUGGCGCAAUAAGAGAUUCUCCAGAGUUCUCACACACGUCACAGGGGGCUAUGGGGCAUGUAGUCUGCGCUCACAGAGGCUAACUACAGAGCCAUGUAGUCUGCGCUCACAGAGGCUAAAUACAGACCCAUGGGUAUUCAGUCUGCAAAGUCCAGCUCAUGUCAUCUUUUUUUUCUUAUUUUUUCAUAUUAUAAAUGUACUCUCUGCUGCUAGGUUUGAUCCCCACUGUAAAGAGACCUACGUAUUGUUGAAUCCAGUGCUACAUUUUCUGGUGUUCGUUUUCAACGGCCCAUGGCUACAACUCCUGUCAUAAGAAUUUGUCCUUGUUUUAAGGAUUCAGCCAUUU